This is a messenger RNA of Cavenderia fasciculata, 2295 nucleotides long. RefSeq lists its product as uncharacterized. The transcript is spliced from 4 exons. Lineage: Eukaryota; Evosea; Eumycetozoa; Acytosteliales; Cavenderiaceae. The coding region runs from base 1 to 2295 and encodes 764 amino acids. The record is from RefSeq and is a predicted model, not a curated record.
AUGAGAAGUUUAAUAUCAUCAGCUGUAUCGUGCUCAGAUGAUCAAGAUACUUAUUACAACGACAAUAGUUGCGAUUUGGGACAAUCAAAACAACUAAACGCCACCAACAUUGUAACUGAUAAUGAAAUUUAUUCUUAUAAUUCAACUCCUCAUAAUUCUUUUAAAGAUUCUGACAAUGGGCAAAUUAAACUAUCUUUAAAAGAUUGGACAGAACUGGUAAAAGAAAAAGAUUAUAUUGAUCUAAAGUAUCCCUAUUCAAUUGGUAGCGCUCAUUAUGUUGGUGUUUCUCAAUCUCUAUUGGUUGAACUUCAAUGUACCUAUGAUAUCUUGGUUUUUAAUUGUGAUACCAAAGUACCACUUUUGCCUGCCUCUAUGGCAUUGACUCAGUCUCAUAUCAAAUUCUCUAGUUCUCCUGUUGAUACACCAACCGAAACUGAUGAUUCAAGUUGUAUGGCUGCCGAAGAAGGUGCACUUAAAUUCUUUCCAAACCAAACAGGUCGAUACAUUGUCACUUUGGUUGUCCUUUCAAAUUAUUUGUCAAACAAGAGAAAUGGCUUUGGUUUCUCUACACCAAUCUCAACCUCUAAUCAAAUAUCCAUUACCGUUCCACGUCAAGUACAAAUUAAAGUAGAUCCUUCGGCCAAUCACCAAGAAGAAAUCACAACAGAUCCCACAUCAUCAAAUAGAUCAACCAUUUCCUCUUCUCGUUUUCCUCCAACCUCUUAUAUUAAAGUUCAAUGGACAGAAUUGGAACAUGACUUGACUCUUGGUAGUCCUACACCAACACCAGUAGGUGAUAGCUUACCGAGCGCAGCACAAACAUUUGCUUCCCUCCUCUCUAAAGGAUCAGUUCCAAACAAAGCAACCGUUCAACAAUACAGUUUAUGCACUGUUGGUGAAGGUGUUGUACUAUUCAAAAAUAGUAUCAAAUACACUCUGGUUAGUGGAAGUUUAUCUACUUUUGAGAUUAUAGUUGGUAAUGCACUCAAUAUUCAAUCAGUAGAUGGUUUGGAUAUUAAAAAAUGGGAAGCAUAUCCUGUUGUACCAGAUUCAAGCAGUGAAUCCAACACCAAGGUGACAGAUCAUUUGGUAAAGGUGUCUUUAAACUCUCCAGUUGAAUCGACCUACACCCUCUCUAUCGUGUCAGAGAUUAUCAUGAACGGAACAAGUGACAAUAUCGUUAUUCCAAGUGUAAGAUGUAGAGGAAAAGAAAUUAGUAGAGAAAUUGGAUUCCUUGUUGUAGAGUCUACUGCCAACGUUCAAGUUGAUCAAGUGUCUAGGGAAUCACUCACAAGAAUUGACAAAACCGAGGUACCUUCUUCCCUUCUCAAACAAACUACAGGACCUAUCCUCUUGUCUUAUAAAUUCUUGGAUCCCAAUUAUAAAAUUGGUCUAAACAUUACAAAACAUACAGAUCUUCAAGUACUGGUAUCAGUAAUUGAAAGUGCACAUUUUAUUUCUACAUUAUCAUCUGAGGGUUCACUUUUAAAGAAAUUAGUAUUUUUAGUUAGAAACACUCAACAACAAUACAUUAGAAUUAAAAUCCCUCAUCAAUUUGAAAUUUGGUCAACAAUUGUUGCCAAUAAUGCAGUUAAACCUGCUCUAGAUGAAACUGGUACAGUAAUGAUCCCAUUAAACAAAUCAACUGGAUUAGAAAAAGGUAUUCAGAAUACAUUUACAGUAGAAUUGGUAUACAAACACAAAGAGGAUGUGAAAUUGUCGAAAAAUGGUGGUAAUCUUAGAAUCACCUUCCCAGUUGUAGAUAUUCCAAUUAGCAACCUCUAUGUUUCUUUGUAUCUACCAAGCAACUAUUAUUAUGGUGACACCACAAAGAGUAAUAUUAAAGAGGUGUCCCAUUUCACUAGAGCCCCACCAAAAGGGCUCUCUCUAGCUCGUGGACGUGUUGCUCAAGGCAUGCCUCCACCACAAUCUCAACUCGCCAAUGUAAAUCAUUUUGAUAAAAAUGAUGAUGAUGGAGAUGGAGAGGAUUUGGCAGGUGGACAAGACAAUGAUAAUACCGCUGGAUUAAAACCUGUAAUUGUCAACAUUCCAACAACUGGAACCCAAAUCAAACUUCACCAACUAUUGGUCCUAUCAAAGGAGAUUGAAAUCACUUGUAAAUACAACAGCCACAGUAAAGUUGGAAAAUGGCUCUUGGAUCAAUUACAAGCACUCUUGUGGAGAUUUUCAGAUUUCAUGCCACCUACUCGUUACAUUAGGUUCUCGGUUAUAAUUCUCUUUAUUGCAAUGUUUGUUAAAUUCAGUUGGUUUAUUAUUCAAAAAAUAAUAAAUUAA